Molecule: messenger RNA, 224 nt
Organism: Periophthalmus magnuspinnatus
Lineage: Eukaryota; Metazoa; Chordata; Actinopteri; Gobiiformes; Gobiidae
Gene: gngt1
Product: guanine nucleotide binding protein (G protein), gamma transducing activity polypeptide 1
Exons: 2
Coding region: 1-222 (73 amino acids)
Biological process (GO): G protein-coupled receptor signaling pathway
Cellular component (GO): heterotrimeric G-protein complex
Molecular function (GO): G-protein beta-subunit binding
Source: RefSeq, a predicted model, not a curated record
AUGCCAGUGAUAAACGUGGAGGACCUGACCGAUAAGGACAAAGCUCUGAUGGAGGUGAACCAGCUGAAAACAGAGGUGAAGCUGGAGAGGUGGAAGACGUCCAAAUGUUGUGAGGAGAUGCGUGACUAUAUCCAGGCUCUGGUGGACGAGGACACGCUGGUGAAAGGGAUCUCCGAGGAGAAGAACCCCUUCAAGGAGAAGGGCGGCUGCAUCAUCUGCUGAAG